AUGUUGGGCCGGGCGGCCUAUUUCGAGGCCCAUUAUGUGUCAGCUGAAGCUCAAGCAUGGAAAUGGUUGCAAGGUCUUGGUAAAAAUGCUGUUAUACAUUGUUAUCAACAUAGUUAUGCUAUUCCUUCAUCACAUCCAAGUAAAAUGAAUGCAAACGUAUGGCUUCAACAAUAUACAACAAUGUCAUGGCAAAUAUUUGAUGAAUUGUCAUCAUGGUUAUAUUCUGGACAAUUAGUUACAAUACCAAUGAUGUGUUCAUGUAAAACAAAUUUAAAAUCAUAUGUAUGUAAACAUGCUCUUGGCAUGAUGAUUCAUUUAGACUAUUAUUUUGUUCAAGACCCAUCAAAGUUAGAAAAUUUCAGCAAAAAACGUGGUAGACCUAAAAAGACACGUUUAGCAUUAAUCAAAUAA
Messenger RNA from Didymodactylos carnosus, 411 nucleotides. Lineage: Eukaryota; Metazoa; Rotifera; Eurotatoria; Philodinida; Philodinidae. The record is from the annotation of a GenBank genome assembly.